AUGUCACUGGUGGAUCUGGGGAAGAGACUGUUAGAAGCAGCUCGCAAAGGCCAAGAUGACGAAGUGAGAACUCUGAUGGCAAACGGUGCGCCGUUCACCACGGAUUGGCUGGGGACGUCACCCCUUCACCUGGCGGCUCAGCACGGCCAUUAUUCCACUGCAGAAGUUCUGCUCCGGGCAGGGGUGAGCCGGGAUGCUCGGACCAAGGUAGACAGGACACCGCUGCAUAUGGCAGCCGCUGACGGACACUCCCACAUCGUUGAGCUGCUGAUCAGGAACGGCGCUGACGUGAACGCGAAGGACAUGCUAAAGAUGACCGCCCUGCACUGGGCGACGGAGCGCAGCCACCGGGAGGUGAUCGAGCUGCUCAUCAAACACGGCGCUGACGUCCACGCCUUCAGCAAGUUUGGCAAAUCCGCUUUCGACAUCGCUUUGGAGAAGAACAACCCGGAAACCCUUCUGGUCCUGCAGGAGGCGAUGCAGAACCAGGCCAGUCCGAACCCCGUCUCUGGUUCCAUCACGGCGGGCCAGCCCUUUUUCCUGGCCACGGGAGAAGGGCUGAGCUUAGCCAGCUUCGUGUCCUUGGCAGCCACCAAACCAACCUCAGGCAACUCCCACGUCUCCACCGCACAGUUUCCAAACUCCACCACCUCUGUUCUCGCCACGCUAGCAGCCAUAGCAGAAGCCUCUGGGCCCCUUUCCAGUUCAAACAGGCCUCCAGAGUCAUCGGAGGAAAAAGUGGAGGCCAGUUCGGUGGACUCCCCCCUGAAGCGAGUCGUCAGCAGUGGCGGGCAGCAAGUGAUCACCAUUGUGACCGACGGCAUUCCACUGAGUAGCCUCCAGACGGCCCUCCGUGCCGGCGGCAUCAGCCAGCCAUUCAUCAUCACCAUGCAGAACGGGCAUCAAGUUCUUGCUGUACCUGCUGGCCAGAUGUCAGGAGAGGCUGUCGUCGUAGAGCAAAGCGAGGGAAACCACGUAGCGGAGGAGGAGGAAGAGCCCCUGGCCAAGAAAAUAAAAAUGGAAGACGCCGAGAACGAUUCAGAGGAAAGACUGGACAAUUACGAACAAGAGAUCUUGCAGCUGCGGCUCCGGGAGGCCAACCGCGAAGCGCAGGAGUACCGGAGCCAGCUCUCGCAGAAGGAGCAGGAAGCGGAGCGGUGCCAGCGGCAGCUGGAGGCAAUGGCCAGGCGGCAGGCCAGCAAGGUGGAGGCCGAGGAGGAAGCAAAGGUCAACUCGGCCAAGGAGGAAGCAAAGGUCAACUCGGCUGAGUCGUCCUCAGAAAAGGCGGCUGGGUCUGCGGCGGAAGCAGAGCCGCUGACUGACACUGCCGUAGAGACAGUAAGGUUGCCACCGGUGGGAGCUUCCUUGUAG
This is a messenger RNA of Euleptes europaea (tarantolino), 1371 nucleotides long. It is a transcript of the gene GABPB2, whose product is annotated as GA binding protein transcription factor subunit beta 2. The record is from RefSeq and is a predicted model, not a curated record. Gene Ontology annotation, biological process: positive regulation of transcription by RNA polymerase II. NCBI's taxonomy places the organism in Eukaryota, Metazoa, Chordata, Lepidosauria, Squamata, Sphaerodactylidae. The transcript is spliced from 9 exons. Gene Ontology annotation, cellular component: nucleus. Gene Ontology annotation, molecular function: transcription cis-regulatory region binding; protein binding. The coding region runs from base 1 to 1371 and encodes 456 amino acids.